AUGAAAGUUCCUGUUGUACUGACAGCAAUUGUCGUGGCUCCCGCUACAGCCUCGGCCUAUGUCUGUCCCUCUCCUACCGAUGUUGCACAUGCAUGCAAGCAGCUCAACGUCUUCCCUCUUGUGUGCUACAACCCCGAUCUUAACAAGGACGCCUGCAAUGCUAAGCAGUGCUACCAACAGUACAUUGACGACUAUGCUGUCUGCCAGUGCCGCCGCACCACCAGCAACUUUUACGAGCAUUCGCGCAACGUCGAGGGUUUGAUUAGACGCUGUGGCGGAGGGUUGAGCAACCUCUAUGGUCCCUCAAGCCAGUACGAACGCAAUGGCGGCUCCGGCACCCAGCACUACCACGGAACCACCUACUAUGGCGGCAGCACCCAGGUCGCCAAUGGCACCACCCGCACGAGUAGUGUUGGCCCUGCUGUUCGCACCCGGAAUACCAACGUUGCCGGCAGCACCACCGCUCAGCCUUUCGUUGCCCCCACCCCGGUCCCUACCGAUAUCCCCAUCUCGGCUCAGUCCGAGAGUAUGUCUGGUGGUGCCAUUGCCGGUACCGUCCUCGGAAUCUUGGGUGCCUUCGGUUUGGCUGGUCUCCUUGGUUGGUGCUGGCGCCGAAGCCGCGCCACCCAUGUCCCCGUUGUGAGCACCACUACUCGGGCCAGUCAUGGAGCCACCCGCACUGUCGUCUCGGAGAAGACUGAGCCAUUGGUCGUCAAGUCUGCUAAUGCCGGCCAGACCUACCACGCUGCCUCUGCACCUGUUGCCGCCACUGCUGCCGGAGCUGAUGCCGCUGCUGGUGCCGCUGGUGGAGCUGCCUAUGCCUCGCGAUCCCAGCCCGCUAGAAGCAACACUAGCUACCCUACCACGACCUCAGGUGUCCCUGCUGCCUCUACCUCUCAUGUCCAGCCCGGCACUGCCAUCACUUGCACCACUACCGGUACCUCGAACAUCCCUGCUCCGAGCGGGCAGACCACAGCGUCCAUCGGCCAGCCUGGUUCCACUACCACGUACAACACCACCUCGUCCUCUGGUGGAAACACUCAUGUCCACCCCGGUGUGUCCUCGACUACCUACUCUACUGGCGGCCAGCAGGCCGCUGGCGCCACCAACGCUUCCACGACUUACACUUCAGGGAGCAGCACUGGUCACACCACGAUCCAGCCCAGUUCGACCACCAACACCAUCUACAACACCACCACGACCCCUGGCAGAAACGCCACUACCACUGGCAGCGGAAACGCCGGUCAGACUGGGAACAACAGCACGAUCUACUCUUCCAACAACGGCUACAACCCCAAGUCUCACAAAUAA
Molecule: messenger RNA, 1311 nt
Organism: Linnemannia hyalina
Lineage: Eukaryota; Fungi; Mortierellomycota; Mortierellomycetes; Mortierellales; Mortierellaceae
Source: the annotation of a GenBank genome assembly